Molecule: messenger RNA, 666 nt
Organism: Nicotiana tabacum (common tobacco)
Lineage: Eukaryota; Viridiplantae; Streptophyta; Magnoliopsida; Solanales; Solanaceae
Source: RefSeq, a predicted model, not a curated record
AUGACAUCAAAUAUUGCAGAGUCGUUGAAUGCUGUAACAAAAGAGGCAAGAGAGCUGCCAAUAUUUGAUCUAUUAGAGUGUAUGAGGACGCUUCUUGAACGUUGGACGAAAGAGAAGUUAUUGAAGGCAAUGAGUACUUUCACAUACCUUGGGUACAAAUUCAACAAAGAAUUGGAUGACAACAAUACAUUAUCUCAGAAACUAAGGGUGAGGGCUUCAACAGAUCAUAUACAUACUGUGUUAGAUGGUGUGAAGCGGUACAUUGUGUGUCUAGAAAACAAGAAAUGUAGCUGCGGACAAUUCCAACUUGAUGAACUUCCAUGUGCGCAUGCUUUGGCAGCAUUAAGGCAUAGGAAGGAAACAUACGAAAACUAUUGUUCUCCGUAUUACACAAGGAAGAGCCUUCUGCUUACCUAUGAAAUGCCAGUAAAUCCUCUUCCUGAUGAAAGCAAAUGGGAUGUGCCACAACAUAUUUUGGAUGAGGUAGUAAAGCCACCGGCGGGAGAUAAAAGGCAGCCAGGGAGAUCUCACAAGGAAAGAUAUAAAAUAUUUGAUGAAAUAAACUCAAAGAAGUACAAGGUGUCAUGUGAAAAUUGUGGAGGUGAAGGGCAUAACAAAAGAACUUGCAAGAAUGCGCCCAAAAAGAAAAGAAUAUCAUGUAGUUAG